This is a messenger RNA of Paramecium sonneborni, 818 nucleotides long. NCBI's taxonomy places the organism in Eukaryota, Ciliophora, Oligohymenophorea, Peniculida, Parameciidae. The record is from the annotation of a GenBank genome assembly.
CACAUAUUAAUUUUUUAAUGUGGAAAUUACUAUUAAUCACAUUAUGCAUAGUCCAGUUUAGAGCUUAAGAAGAUGAAUUAAAUGAGGAAGACUAAGAAUCUUUAGAGUCUUAAUAAAAUUGUAAAAAUAUAGGAUUAACUAAUAGCAUAGUAAAAUUAUUAUUAAUAAUAACAAUAUGGAUGCAUAAUCUUAACAAAAUAUCAUCUUUAAGAAAGAAGUCAAGAAUUGCUAUAAUUGUUCAAAUAGAUUUCAAAUGAAUAAGAUAAAAGAAAUUCAUAUGAGAAAUUGCAAGCUUAAUUAGUAAUGUAAUGUAUGCAAAAAAUCUAAUAUUAACAAUUGGCUGAUCUUUUUAAUUAGUUGAGACAAUAAACUUUUAAGUAUUAAGACUUUUAGGAUGUUUUUAUGAUGACUGAUUUGAGUUUAGAUGAUGAUUACACAUUAACAGAUUAAGAAAAGAUAAUCUCAAAAGAGAUAGAGGUAUAAAUUAUAUUAAAUAUAGUAAUUUGAUAAAAACAUGUAAGAAUAACAAAAAAAAUAUAAAUAAGAAUAAGGUUAUGAUGAUGAUGAUGAUGAAGAAGUAGAUCCAAGAAGAAGACAAUAACCAUAAGGAUAUAAGUUAUUUGGAGUAGAUUUAUCUAAAUUAUCAAAUUCAACUUAGAUGAUUAUCUUUGUUAGUUUGAUUUCGUUGUUUAGUGUGAUAUUAUUUUUAGGUCUACUAAUAAAUUAAUAUAUUAGGACUCAAAUUUGUUUAAUAACAUACAUAAGGUCCAGUGAAGAGGGCUAAAAAAGAUAAGAAGGUGAAAUAAAAAUGAGAAUAU